Molecule: messenger RNA, 2566 nt
Organism: Mycena citricolor
Lineage: Eukaryota; Fungi; Basidiomycota; Agaricomycetes; Agaricales; Mycenaceae
Source: the annotation of a GenBank genome assembly
CGCAUAUGCAGCUGGUGUAAUCUUUUCUCACAGUCGUACUCACCUUUUCACCCGAUUUCAAGGUUUCCCUCAAAAUGGCCUCCUCUGUCAAGGCUGUCCAGACUUUUGGCAAGAAGAAGACUGCCACCGCUGUCGCGCACGCUAAGGAGGGUCGCGGCAUCAUCCGCAUUAAUGGCUCCCCCAUCAACCUCGUCCAGCCCGAGAUCCUGCGUUUGAAGGUUUACGAGCCCGUACUCGUCGCAGGCGAGGACGAAUUCGCGGGUAUCGAUAUCCGAGUGCGAGUGAAGGGAGGAGGGCACACUUCUCAAGUCUACGCUAUCCGCCAGGCUAUUGCCAAGGCCCUCGUUGCCUACCACGCAAAGUACAUCGACGCUGCCCACGCCAUUGCUCUCAAGAAAAGCCUGGUCGACUAUGACAGGACCUUGUUGAUCGCUGAUCCCAGACGGAUGGAGCCCAAGAAGUUCGGAGGUUCUGGUGCUCGUGCUCGCAGGCAGAAGAGUUACCGAAAUGGUCCUCUGAAAUUCUUCGUCGACCCCUCUUGCCAAGGUCGAGCUAAGCUUUUUAGAGACCUGAAAGAACACGGAGGUCUCACAACCAAAGAUCCAAGGGUGACCUGUGAUUUCUUGCUUGUACAAUCCAAUUCUUCGUCCGGACAAUCUUUCGUCCGUGUGUGGAACCACGAGAAAACGGUCUUGGAAACAGAUUGGGUCAAGCGGUCGAUCGUCGCCGGACGCCUUCUGGAUGCUUCGGACGAUUGGGGUGGUCUCUUGGCGCGGAUAAACGACUCAAUCGAUACGGAUGAUGAGCACCCCAAUAGCCCUCUGCCCACACCUCGAAUCACACCUGUCGGAGUGCCUCCAGCUGUCACUGGCUCCGCUUCGCCUCCACCGAGUAGCCAUAGCCCCGGUGAUGUUGCACCGGUCCACGGUUCCCCUGUCCGUGGCGACUCGCGAGACUUGUGGGCUGGGCCUUCCAGGAUGAGCGCCACGCCGGCCGCUGUUGAGCAUGGGCCGGUGAAUUUGAACGCGCAACAAGCUACCCAACAGCUCCUAUUGCCUCAGUCUUUUCCGACUGGUCUUGUUUACGAUCCAGCUAUUCACUCUGCCAUCUUGGGAGAGGUCAUGAAACAUCGUGGUCUAGCGCCUAUUGCUGCUUCAAUCUCAGCACCAGUGCAAUCCGAACUGGCCUCCGGCUCCCAUCUCUUGCUUCCAUCAGAACAAUUGCAGCCCCCUGCCAACCCAGAACGGGACCUCACUGUCUCAAUGGAGUCAGAGUUGGCUCGGAGGCCUGCAGUGUCAAUAGAUGCGAAGGGCAAGGGGCGCAGCAGGAAUGCAUCACCAGCCACACUGUUUACUGCGGAAGGAUCUGCAUUGACUUUCUACGUAUCGCUUGAGGUCAACAAGCGUUCCGAACUAUUGUCGUGCAUCAAGAAGCACGGUGGUCAAAUAUCCAUUCAGAUAACGACUGCCACUUACGCAAUACUCUCAUCUCGACCCAAGAAUUACGAAAGUGUUCUCGAGACAGUGCUCUCAUCGAAAGGGACCCCUGUGCGGCCGGCGUUUGUCUUCGAAUCUGUUCAACAGAAUAAGUUGUUGGAUCCGGCAGAGUAUGUCUUCCAGCCGUCAGACAAGCUGAAGAAGAAGUUGGAAGCAGCAGCUUCUCCUCAUUCGAGGAAGCGAAGGGCACGAGAAUCUGGAGGCAAAGGACGCGCAGUCAAGAAAGGAGCAGAUGAGGUCGGGAGCAAAGAAAGCGGUGACGAGCAAAAUGUGCUUGCGCCACAGGAGGAUGAGGUUCGUUGGAAGGUCGCCGUGAAAGAAGAGAGGACCAGUCCUCCUUCACUAUCGAGCCCUGCACUGGAAGAAAACCCACCCCUUCAACGUGAACCAAAAUCACCAACUCCACCCCCCGACAGCAGUCGCGUCCAAAUGAUAGGCACCGGUAAGUAUCGUUACACAGAGGUCGAGAUGAGGUACGCGUUCGAGUAUAUCACCGUACUCUUCUCCCGAGAUAAGGACAUAACGACGUCCGCGAUUGGGCAAAAGCUGCAUGAAAAGAUGCCCAAUCACUCCAAGACUGCUUGGAUCCAGCAUGUGACUUUCGCAAAUAAGCAAUCUUUUGAACUAGCCAAGAGGCAGGGGCUGGUAUCAUACAACACACGACAGCACAAACUCGCACAACGUCCGCCCGAAGAACCGCCCUCCAAGCGGAUCAGGACAGAAGAACACACGCCUUCCGCUGCACAAUCACAACCAUCCACCCCCAACGACGGAGAUCUGGAAGAGGACCUGUAUCACGCAGCACAUUUUUUCGCCGACGGUGGAGAUGUUGAAGAACCUGGAGACGAUUCACAAGCAGAAAAAGACAACCGUAUCUGGCAGAGGUUGACGGCGCAAACUCCCUGCAAAACCGAGGAAUCUUGGCCGGCGUUCUACGAUAAACACGGGGCCCAGGUGACACGGUUGUAUGAAAAACUGGUCCAGAACGAGACGCAGGAUUAGUUUGUUGGUCCGACUACACAACACAUCGUGUGGCGACGAGAUACGGCACAGCGGGCUGCGUGCCUCAG